This is a messenger RNA of Mucor velutinosus, 1149 nucleotides long. RefSeq lists its product as uncharacterized. The transcript is spliced from 2 exons. The coding region runs from base 1 to 1149 and encodes 382 amino acids. Lineage: Eukaryota; Fungi; Mucoromycota; Mucoromycetes; Mucorales; Mucoraceae. The record is from RefSeq and is a predicted model, not a curated record. Gene Ontology annotation, molecular function: NAD+ binding; histone deacetylase activity, NAD-dependent. Gene Ontology annotation, cellular component: nucleus.
AUGAAAGUGAAGAUUGCCAUUUCUGAGCCAACAGAAGUGACAGAUCCUUUUAUUACUGAUCUCGCCUCCUUCAUUGCAAAGAGUAAGCGUGCUCUCGUUGUGACUGGAGCAGGCAUUUCUUGUAGCAGUGGUAUUCCUGACUUUCGUUCAGCAGACGGAUUAUACAACAUUGUAAAGCAACGACAUCCAGGCACCGUUCUACGCGGCAAAGAAUUGUUUGACGCGACUUUGUUCCGUAACGAAAAGACCAUCAAGUGCUUCUACACCUUCAUGGCUGAACUUCGCUCUCUCAUCACCAGCGCCAACCCUACAGCCACACACGAAUUCAUUCAAUCCAUGACCAACAAAGGACAAUUGUUACGAUGCUAUACACAAAACAUUGAUUUUUUGGAAGAGAAUUUGAAUAUUCCUGCUAUUCAAUUACACGGCACCAUGAAGCAAGUACGCUGUACCCUGUGUAGCGCCACUUAUGACUUUACAGACGACUACGAAUCUCAAUUCCGUGCAGGCGAUGCACCUACCUGUCCUCAAUGUGAAGAUAUGGAUGCAGAAAGAACCCGUCUUGGAAAACGUCAAUUAGCCAUGGGUACACUGCGUCCAGCGAUUGUGUUGUAUAAUGAAGAGCAUCCGCAGGGUGAAUCUAUCGGUCAGCUGCAAGUCAACGAUUUGAAAAAGAAGCCAGAUCUCAUGAUUGUGAUGGGCACCUCGCUCAAAAUCCCUGCUCUCAAGAAGUUUAUCAAACAGGCUGCACGCAUCAUUCACUCAAAGCCUGGGGGUUGCGUUGUUUUUGUCAACCGAACAUCGCCUACCAAGGAAUGGGAAAAGGUCUUUGACUACGAAGUACUGGGUGAUUCGGAUGAAUGGGUUGAACUCACAAACAAGAAGCUGUUGGACGAGAAAUUGAUGACACAAACCGCCUCCAAAUUGAAACGAAUUGCCAAAGACCUUGCUGAAGAAGAAGAGGAGGAGGAAGAGAAGGAGAACAAGUCAACCACAUCAACACACAAACGAGCUACAAAAGUUACCAUCAAAUCAUCCAAUUCCAAGUGUGCAUCACUCAAGCGACAAUUAUCAAAGACACAGACUACAUUGCAAGAUUACACUGUGGCAAAGCGACGUUGUGCCAAUAAAGCCGCAAAAGCUGUGUAA